AUGUACCCGCUGCUGCUCUUCACAGUAAUUAUUACUGUCCUCUCCGGUCCGGUGGAAGCGUCAAACCCGUUUGCAGACCUCAUCGUGUCUGACACUCCCAUGGACGGAACCUACUCCGGCAUCGACGGCGUGCUGUGCCAGCUUUGCUGCCUGCCCUUAUGCCAAUGCAUUCACGCGCACAUGAACCAAUAUGGCGCAGGGAGCCCUUUCUACGUAGACCCCAGUGUCUUGCACAUGCCACCGCUCGGCUUCGAUCGGACGCAACCAGACCUAGCACCGAUAUACGACUACGUCAACGGGGGACAACCCUUGCUCAGAGAGCACGUCCAAGUCAUGGAUGCGAACGAGACCAUGGUGCAGCCAGCCACUGUGCAAGCGCAUGUUGAAGAUACCUAUAACCCUGGUGAUCGCUUAGCGACACCAGGCAGUCGGAAGCGACAAGCACCUCGCCCGGGUGGUUUCCAUUGCGAUAAGGAUGGCUGCAGUAAGACUUUCAACCGUCAAUGUGAUUUGAAGUAA
Alternaria arbusti is the source of this 519-nucleotide messenger RNA. RefSeq lists its product as uncharacterized. The record is from RefSeq and is a predicted model, not a curated record. The coding region runs from base 1 to 519 and encodes 172 amino acids. The transcript is spliced from 2 exons. NCBI's taxonomy places the organism in Eukaryota, Fungi, Ascomycota, Dothideomycetes, Pleosporales, Pleosporaceae.